This is a messenger RNA of Lodderomyces parapsilosis, 372 nucleotides long. RefSeq lists its product as uncharacterized. The transcript has a single exon. Lineage: Eukaryota; Fungi; Ascomycota; Pichiomycetes; Serinales; Debaryomycetaceae. The coding region runs from base 1 to 372 and encodes 123 amino acids. The record is from RefSeq and is a predicted model, not a curated record.
AUGCCCUCCUCAACUCAAGAGCUACUAGAAAGACAAGAAAACUUGAAAUCAUCAAACUAUUUACUUUAUAAAUUGAAUUCACUUUAUUACCUUUAUUUUUAUUCUACUCCAUUACCAUACUCGACAUUGGGCGAAUCCAUUUUUUUCAAUGGAAUAAUCUUGUCAUUGACAGUGUUGUUGAUUUAUUACACAGUUUGGAGUUUGCCUUUGAAAUUGCUUCACUCAAGUGAAAACUUGUACUAUUACUUGACUGGAAAACUUAUCACUUUCGAUGUGCUUCACGCUAUAAAUACAUUGUUCCAUUUGAAUGGUGAAAAUUCAACUUUCGUGAUCAACCAUUGGUCUGAUUUGCCCAAAGUUAUAAGGAUUUAA